Chroicocephalus ridibundus (black-headed gull) is the source of this 5552-nucleotide messenger RNA. It is a transcript of the gene BAALC, whose product is annotated as BAALC binder of MAP3K1 and KLF4. Gene Ontology annotation, cellular component: cytoplasm. The record is from RefSeq and is a predicted model, not a curated record. The coding region runs from base 245 to 685 and encodes 146 amino acids. NCBI's taxonomy places the organism in Eukaryota, Metazoa, Chordata, Aves, Charadriiformes, Laridae. The transcript is spliced from 3 exons.
GGGGGAGACGAGCGGGCGAAGCCGGGGAGAGCCGGGAGAGCCAGGAUGGGGCGCCGGGCGUGAGCGGGGGCGGCGGGGAGCCGAGCCCGGGGCCGGCGGGGAGCGGUGCCCGGCGGCGGGGAGCGGUGCCCGGCGGUGGUGAGCGGUGCCCGGUAGCGGCGGAGCGGUGCCCGGUGGCGGAGCGGAGCCCGGCGGCGGGAUGCUGCCCGGGCGGCGGCGGCGGCGGCAGUGAGCGGGGGCCGCCAUGGGCUGCGGCGGCAGCCGGGCCGACGCUAUCGAGCCCCGCUACUACGAGAGCUGGACGCGGGAGACCGAGUCCACCUGGCUGACCAACACCGACUCCGAGAGCCCGCCGCAGGAGGGCGGCAGCGCCGAGGCCGGCGGCCGGGAGCCGGGCGGGCCGCGACCCGGUAUUCUGGAGGAUGGAAAAGCAGUUCAGACAGGUGUAACUACAGCAUCAGGCACAGCUGGAAUGCCGAACACCGAGAAGAGGAACAAUGGUGGUCCUCAGUGUGUGAACCCCAUGGUCCAUGGCACAGGAGUUAGGACGCAGAGACAGAACGGCUUCAGAGCAGCAGAGAGUAAAUGGGACGCACAGAAGAUGUCCACAAAAGAAGUCACCAUUAAUGUUACAAAAAGCAUCAGACAAAGCGACAGAAGGAAAACAAAGACUUGUGUCAAUUAACAAAGCAAAGUGCAAGUGAGGAUGGACCUGACAAUGCUUCGCUGCACUUUAAAUGUCAUCAGUUGCUGAAUAUAUGAGGAUCUCCAGAUGUUCCAUGUUGAAUACAGCAGGCAGCUGCUGCUGAGUGCCUUCAGAAACACGUCUUGUAGAAACCAGCUGCAGACACUGUAGGAUGUUCAGAUGUCAUUUGUCUAAAGCAGUGGCACUGUGCAGACAUACGCCAAAAUUCAUGCCAUUUGAGUUUUACUAAGUCCUAUGUUAUCUCCUUGUGCGUGUCCCGUUCUGCAUUGCUAUUAGGAUGAGGCUGGAUGAUGAGAGAUACAGUUCAUCGCAAAUUAAAACAGGAAAUGAACAAAUGAAUCUGCAUUUUUAGUCGCAAGGGGUUUCGAGUGUGUACAUUCAAACCCAUAGAGUUCAUUUAAAGAGCUCGCUUUCAUAAAAUUCAAAUCCAGAGGUCUCAGAAAGAGACACAUAGGUGGCUUCCACUAAAUCUCUUUUAAACUGUAUAUAUUGGUUAUACGUAGUUAAGUCAUAUAGUAACCUUUUUACAUAUUAGUCUUUUAAUUACUUAGGUUUUUGGUUUGGGUUUUUUGGGUUUUUUUUCUGUAUUGGCAAAAUUUACGUCUUAAAAACAGUCACUUUCAUAUUGAUCAGCCUUACUUGAAGUUCCUAUUCUUAGAUGGCAGGUAGGGUUCUGGAUACUUAGUUAAUUUUAUACAUGCCUCUUUUAUUAUGUUUAGGCCCAGACUGACUUGGAAAAAAGUGAUCAUUAACAUUGCAUGAAAAUAACCAUAAUUCUUAAAACCGUAUUCCAAUGACAGCUCCAAAGAUUAACUUUAUUUGAUCAGAUAUAGUUGAUUUGCUGUGCAGAACUUAUAUAAUUGCAUUGUAAGCAUCCUAUAUCAUAGUACUCCAUGUCUAUUAUAAAUAUACAGCUAAAAGGAAUGUAAAUGUUCAGUGUAGUAAAGGCCAGGAAUUAGUUCAACAUAUUAUUUCUUAAUAUAGAAGUAAUAAUAUAUAGUCUCUGUGAGUUUGUAUGUUUAUGAAGAUAAAAGAGGUAAAUUUAUUUGCCUCCUCCACCAGACAUAUAUAAGUAUCCUUAGAGGGCCAUUUAAGAUAACUAUUCAAAAGUUGUUCAGACCAAACAGAUGGCAUUGGGAAGAAAAUCCAUGUAAGAACUGCAAGAAGUCCUUUUUACACAUAGGCAAAUAAGUAUAAAUAGAAUUGUGGGACAAAAUCCUAAUUUAUUCUGUAUUAGGAUCAUUUUAAUAACUUGCUGCUAGGUGUGUGAGUAUUUAAUACUUUCCUUGGAGUACAAGUCUAUGCAAUAGGGAAUUGUUUAUUAAUUAUUCCAACACACAGGCAAACUGAAAUCCAGAGCCAGUGCGAGAUUUUUCCGUACAAUAGCAUAUUUAUAACAAAUAUUUCUUUUUAGAUGUCCUAAAAAUGGACAAAGAACUUGUGCUAAGCUUUCUGCAGGUCCGUGUGUUAUCUGGUAAGUGAUCUUGUGCUGCACAUUUACGUAGAAGAAUUAAAAAACAUUGGAAAUAACGUUGUGCGGGUAAGACAACAGCAGUCUGCGUAUGCCCUUCCAACUUGUGGCUCUCCGCCAACUUGCAGGCAACGUUAUAGCACAGGAAGGGCCUUGACUCACUCGAACAAUAAACAGUGGCUGUAGCAGCUCAGCCAUAUUAAUUUAGGAACGGAUAGCCAUUGUUGGUGGAUGUCUACUGACCUAAUUGAAAGCACGUGUUCAGGAUUCUGCAUUAUUUGCAUAGAGCAGAAGACGAACCAUUUCAGGUCUGUGCCAGACUUGUAACCCCUUUCUGUUUCAAAGGAUUUACUGGCAGAGAGGGUGCAGUGUAAAAACAUGAUUCAGGAAAGUUACAGAAAGCGAUGAACGAUGCUGAUGUGUGAAAAGGUAGAGGGGAUUUUGAAGGAAGGGAAAAGGGAAGGUUCGUUGUGUAAGAAGCUGUUCCACAGGUAGUUGCCUUGUGUGGAUACCAUGUUAGGGUGAGCAGAUGCAAAAACAAAGGAGUCCUGGCAGUGAGAUUAUUUACUAGCUAAGAAAUUAUUUCGUAAUGAUGUGCUGACCAGAUGCAUCCGACGGCUCGGGUCACACAACAGAAGCAAGCCUGCAGUGCUGCACAGCGCAUCGGUACGAGGAACAGCCCUCGCUGCAUGUCAGCAGGGAGGCAGGGUUUGAGUCUCAUAUUCAGAGCGUGAGAUGUGACCGCUUGGUUAGCAGGAGAUGGCCUUGGUACAUAAUUAUCUGGGCAAUACCACAGACCUCGCUUCUGUUGACCCCAUCCUCCCUGAGGGUGGCAGCCGUGGAGUGGCGGAGGCUGACUGCUCUGGGUGACCCUUCUGUCUGCUCGUGGUAACUUUCCUGAGCCACUUCAAGAUCCCAUAAACGUGCUUAUACCCUGAAACUUAACUUCAGGGCAUUCAAAGACUGAAUCCAACUUCUGUGGUACAAACCAUGCCUAGUUACAAGCAAUUUUAUAAACUCUUCUCGUGUAACACGCUACAGUUCUUAUUCAGUAGGUGGUAACUGAAAUGAAAUUAUAUUAUGUUUUAGGUGGCUUCUUAGUUCUCGAUGCAUAAGCUUCCAGUGACCUUAAUAAAACUAAGAGCACAUUGUGGAGAUGUGAAUACUGCCUCUGUACAUCGAUAGCGUUAUUUUUAUGCUUUCUUUACUUUAUUUCUACUAAAGACGACCACCAGUAGAAACAACCAAUUUGUUUAGAAAAUAAUAUACCACUCUGUAUAAUUAAGGGUGACACAAUCUAGUCUAUACUGCUAAAGACAAUUUAAAGUCCUAAAAAUAGAUUGCUGUGCUGGUUUUAGUGAAAGAAGCAAGCUCAAAGAAUCAUCUGGACAUCUUCACUCCAGGUGGCCUUCAUAGGAGCGAAGGGUCAUAUUCACAGGGUCUGUUCUUUGAGUAGCAUCUUUCAAAUAUAAACAGCUCAAAUACAGAAAAUAAAAUAACCAUGUUAGAAGGCACAGACUUUUAGAUAAAGGACCUGUGUACAUCCCUGUCUUCUUAUAUGACAGGAUUUUUGAAAUGUAAUUUUCUCCCAAAAGAGAUUAUUAAUUUGUUCGAUGUCCCUCGGUUGCACCCGAGGAUUUCUACAGCUCCGCUGAAACAACACGCUUUCUGCUGGAAGGAUUUGGCAACAUCUGGUGAGUUUCUAUGAUUUACACAAGUUCAGGUUUUAAACAGAAACAAACUUACUUUGUCAUGUUUCCAUAAUUCCAAUACAAUGUAUAGCUUGGAUUUUCCUCUGAUGUGUAUAUACAUGUAAAAUACAUUUUCUUCCACUGAAAUGUAUUCAGUCAAAAGAAAGUGGACAUCGGAUAAAGGAGAGAAUUUACAGUUGCCAGUAAACAUCAUUAGGCAAAUUCAUCUUCUCAAAGACUGAGUGCAGUUUUAUCUUUCAGUAUUCCUUCAUGUUGUCCCUUUUGCUUCCUUAAUGUAUUUCAUCAUUUCACCAUUACCGUAGGACAUGGACUGGAAGACAUGCAAUUUUACUGUGUGACAGAAAGGAUCUUGUACUGAAAAAAUAGGAAAGUAUAAUUAUUGUGUAAGCAAUAUGUGAGUACUGGGUUAAACGUGCAUUCUUGUUAGCUAAAUGACUGAGACCGCAUACCAAACCGAAAACCGAUAUUUUUGAUCUUCCUAGUAUGUUCUUAUAUAUUCAUGUGUGCAUGUCUCUGCCUGUGUACACUGGAAUGUCUUUAGUGUGUACUUCUGUUCUGCAGUUCAGCCAUGGUUUUUUGCGAACCUUUUACUUGUGUUUUAAUUCUGACACCCAAGUGUAAAAAGUUUUAACUUUUGAACUGAAAUCUGUUUCACAUGCCUUAUGAAAAGAAUGAGCUAUAUAAUUUGUGCACAGAAAUGGUGUUUGAAAAAGCAGGCUUUGUUUUAUUUGGAAAUAAUGAAUAAUCUAUCUAAAUACAAACGAGACUAACGGGACCAUUUUUGUAGUCUCAUUUUAUCUGCAAAUUACUGAAGAUUGACCUAGAACUUGAAAAUUAAAAUAAAGAAAAUUUUUAAAGUGUCUGUUUAUUACUCCAUGCAUUUUACAUUCCUGUGUUUGUGGUCGAUUUAUCUUUGAGAGCUAAGACCAAAGACUGUGAAGGUAUAAUGAAUGAUUCCCUCUCUUUAUGGAAUCAGAAUAUUUCUGUCAUCAGGCUGUGGCUUAUGGGCUGUGUGGUCGUAUCAGAGAAGCUAAAAUACAUACAUUCCCCAUAAGAAAUUGCUGCAUUUGUCAAAGAGGGCUUAUGAACUCAAAAUGAGAGGAAUCGUAGCUCUGUAAUUAUAAAUGGGAGAGUUUGUGGUUGCUGUCAUGGCUAAAAUGGAAGACAUUGGGAAUCUGAGACAUUUUCUCUAGUAAGAUGUCGUAUUAUUGAGGGGAAAGAGGAGACCAAGAACUGGGAGUUACAGAGCCACCUCAGAGUUGCCUCUCUAAAUAGGAAAUUUGGUACACGCUGAGGUCAUCUUUCCCCAUUACGCAGCCUUGGGAAGGUCCUUGCUGAACCACUCAACUAUUUCUGGCACCUCACUUUAAGAAAGCCGGGAAGAGACCAGCAAAAGCAAUUGGUGGCUUCAGAGGCACAGUCCCCUGUGAGAGCCCGGGGAAGCCCACCUGCUCCGUGUGAGAGCACUGAUGGAAGCAUGCUUGUGGUCUUCCUUUACAUUGGCUGGGAAGAAGACAAGAAGAAAUGGACUUCUGGUGGUGGAGUCUCUGUCUCUGGAGACAUUCAAAACCCUCCUGGACGCGUUCCUGUGCAACCUGCUCUAGGUGACCCUGCUUUGGCAGGGGGUUGGCAUAGAUGAUCUCCAGAGGUCCCUUCCAAUCCC